Molecule: messenger RNA, 809 nt
Organism: Drosophila innubila
Lineage: Eukaryota; Metazoa; Arthropoda; Insecta; Diptera; Drosophilidae
Gene: ND-B22
Product: NADH dehydrogenase [ubiquinone] 1 beta subcomplex subunit 9
Exons: 3
Coding region: 65-496 (143 amino acids)
Biological process (GO): mitochondrial electron transport, NADH to ubiquinone
Source: RefSeq, a predicted model, not a curated record
CUCGCCAGCUGUUUUUGCUUCGCACUAGCAAUUUACAGAAUUUAGAGAAUUCCAGCAACGAAACAUGGCCCAAGUUCCCUUGGCAAUCGUGUCGCACAAGCGCCAGGUGUGCAGCUUGUACAAGCGUGCCCUGCGUAAUCUGGAGGCGUGGUACGAUCGCCGUGAGGUAUUCCGUUACCGGGCAGUGCUGAUGCGGGCUCGCUUCGAUGAGAACCGCAAGAAGGAUCUCGGUGAGGGUAGACGUCUGCUAGCCUGCGGACAACAGGAGCUUUUCGAAACGAAGCAUUUCCAGCCCAGAAACUUUGCCAAUAGCGCCGGCGGCUGUGCCUUUGAGCGUGAGGUUCUCCCACCAGAUUGGCUGCUCGAUUACUGGCAUCCGCUGGAGAAGGCACAGUAUCCCGAGUACUUUGCCAAACGUGAACAGCGCAAGAAAGAAUAUGUGACUUGGUGGGAGAAACAGUACGGCAAGCCAGAUCCCAAGGACCUACAUCAUUAAGUCUAGCGCCUAAAAUAACGUAGUCAAAUCCAAUUAUUGUUUCUGAAUUAAAAAUAACGAUUGGACAAACUCAAAUUCCUAUUGAUUGCUAAAAUUACACUGCAAAACUCAAAACAAUUGGACAAGCUCGAACUCCUAUUGUAACAGGUGCAAUGGUGGAAUUAUUUACAAGGUAGCGUACUCCAAUGAAGUGAGGAUCUUGAGCUCACCGUUCGAGCGCAGUAUAAAAAUAACUCAAGAGAUUGUGGUGAAUAUGUCAUCUUGUUAAUAAACUCACCACGUACGGUUGCUUAAUAUAUGAAUGUUGAACAAA